AUGGAUAUUGCAAAGCCGGUUGGAGUGCCACUGGGAAGCCAGUUCAGGGGUACCAUUACCCUGUCUGGGUUUGUCGAUGCUGAUUUUGCAGGAAGUGAUCUUGACAAGAGGAGGAGUACUACUGGGUACGUAUUCACUUACGGCGAGACGGCCGUAUCCUGGAUCUCAAAGCUGCAGAAGAUAGUCAUAUUGUCCACAACGGAAGCUGAGUACGUGGCAGUGACGGAGGCAGCCAAGGAGCUCGUUUGGCUGCAAAACUUCUUGAAUGAACUUGGGAGACCUCAAAAGGAUGUGGCUCUAUACAGCGAUAGCCAGAGUGCAAUCCAUCUGGCAAAGAACCCCGCGUUUCACUCGCGAACGAAGCACAUCGAGGUUAAGUAUCAUUUCAUCCGGCAACUUCUAGAGAAGAAGAUGCUGCAGCUGAAAAAGGUUCGGGGAGAUAGGAAUCCUGCAGACAUGUUGACCAUGGCGAUAGGGAACUUCCUCGUAAGUUCCUGGUCAAAGGAAGGCUACUUCCUUGCAACUUCCUGGUCAAAGGAAGGGAGCUUCCUCUCAACUUUCUCGCAAGAAGGAUUUGUUUGGCUAUAA
Striga hermonthica is the source of this 588-nucleotide messenger RNA. Lineage: Eukaryota; Viridiplantae; Streptophyta; Magnoliopsida; Lamiales; Orobanchaceae. The record is from the annotation of a GenBank genome assembly.